This is a messenger RNA of Purpureocillium lilacinum, 993 nucleotides long. RefSeq lists its product as uncharacterized. NCBI's taxonomy places the organism in Eukaryota, Fungi, Ascomycota, Sordariomycetes, Hypocreales, Ophiocordycipitaceae. The record is from RefSeq and is a predicted model, not a curated record.
AUGUCCGACCUCAAGCCCGCCAGCAACCUCGACCCGAACGCGUGGUACCACCUCACCGAGGGCCGGGUCGACGACUACGACAAGAAGAAUUUUGGCGGCAUGCUGCAGAUUGACGGCAAGGGCGUCUUUUACGUGUUCGCCGCCGACAAGAACCAGUACUUUCAGUUUCAACCCGUCGACGACAAGCCCGGGCGCUACCAGAUCCGCGCCUCCAAGACGGCCAUCAACCGGCAGCUCGGCGUCUGCCGCGUCGAGGCCGAGACCGACUCGGACAAGACGCGCCCCUGCAUGCUCGCCCCGGACGGCAGCGACGUGCAGAAGUGGGACGUGGCCAACUGGGGCAACAACACGUACCGCUUCGUCAACGUCCACAACGGCACCGGCUACCACCUCGACGUCCACCCGGGCUCCGCCGUCUUCCUCAGCUCAAACAUCGACACAAAGGUCUACCAGCCCGCCCAGCACUGGCUCAUGACCAGCGCAAAGGCGGUCAACGACGGCGCCUACAGCACCGUCUUCUCCGACGUCCCCGUCUCAACCAUCACCUCCGGCGGCACCACAAGAACCAUCUCCUCCCACCCCGGCUCCUCCUCAACUUCCGACCCCGGCUCCGGCUCCGGCUCCUCAUCCUCCUCAUCAGGCCUUUCCUCGGGCGCAGCCGCCGGCAUCGGUGUCGGCGUCGCCCUCGCCGUCAUCGCCGGCUCCCUCCUCGCCUUCUUCCUCUGGCGCCGCCGCCGCCGCGCCGCCGCCCGCGACGCCUCCCCAGCUGAGCUCGGCGACAACAAGCACGGCACCGCCGCUGGCGCCACCCCGGGAAGCUACCACGACCACCCGUACUCGCCCGAAAAGACCACCCCCGUGCCGCCCUACUCGCACGCGCAGAGCCCCCCGCCGCAGCAGCCGCAGGAGAUGCCGGAUAACCCGGCCCCAGUCGAGGCUCCCGCCGAUGAGCGCUUCGAGCUCGACUCGACGCCACACAGUGACCGGCGGUGA